GCAUCUUGUCACUACAUUAAACUCAGAACUAUACCUGUUGUUCUUUAAAUAUAGUGUAGAACCAUAAUGUCAAACUAGAUGGACGCUUUUAAUUUGUCUCAAAAUCUGCAGUCAUGUGGGGUGAUAAUGCUGAAUAUGUCUCCCUCCUGUGGUGAAACCCUGAACAUACAUGUCAUGCGUGUAUCGAAAUGCAGUGACAAGCGCUCACAAAGCCAAGUGUCUAUUGGUUAAGUGUGAUGAAGCAAUCUUGUGAUUGGCUGAAAUUUGGUGUCGUCAGAGCAACCCGGAACACAUCGUACUUGUGCAGCAAAUUGUGUAAGUGUCCUCUGUACCGUGCUGAGAGACAAUAAAUAUUAUUAUUUUUCAACGUGGCAUAUUAUAAUAAAGUCUUGUUUUUAAACCAAGUUCAACAGGUAUCUCAGUUCAGUCAUGCCGACGUCUCCAGUUAAAACGCGCAUUCCCCUCACUAGUUUUGGCCACUUGAUAACAGAGGUGAAGAGACAGCUAUUUGGCAUUAAAGCACCAGCACCGGCGGAGCUGACCGGUUUGAGAAAGUACUUCAACGGCUACACGCUGCAGGGACGCCGAAAUUGCGUCUUGGCUACUUAUGGUAUCUUGCUGGUAACGGCGACGGCCUAUUUCAUACACAGGCAAGACAAAAAACAAGCUGUGAAGGACUGCACUGCCUGAAAAAAAAAUAAAAAAUCAUAGUUAAGUUUGUGAUCCAUUAUUUAUUAUGUGAAAGAAACAAAGAGACCAUAUAAAAAGGCACAACAGUGCACGGCUAGACAA
Syngnathus acus (greater pipefish) is the source of this 792-nucleotide messenger RNA. RefSeq names its product ATP synthase membrane subunit DAPIT, mitochondrial-like. Bases 430 to 690 code for a protein of 86 amino acids. Lineage: Eukaryota; Metazoa; Chordata; Actinopteri; Syngnathiformes; Syngnathidae. The transcript has 3 exons. The record is from RefSeq and is a predicted model, not a curated record.